Molecule: messenger RNA, 1416 nt
Organism: Caenorhabditis sp. 36 PRJEB53466
Lineage: Eukaryota; Metazoa; Nematoda; Chromadorea; Rhabditida; Rhabditidae
Source: the annotation of a GenBank genome assembly
AUGUGGCUGCUGGCUAGUAAACAGCUGACCAAGUUCUCGCAGCUUCCACGGGUUUCUCUGAUGAACCAAGGGAUUCAGAAUGUGUUUGUGCCCCAGAGACCCAGAAAGUGAAAGAAAUUAUAAAAUUUUCAGAAAGCAAGGAUUCCGGCGGAAUUUCGGAAUCUCAGCGAAAGAUGUGGAAGAGAAAUCGAGGAGAAGAAUCGGUUGGUGGCUGAUGGGAUGCGCCGGAAUGUGCUACGGAGCCGUCGCGCUCGGGGGAGUCACCAGGUGAACUCGGCUAGAUGGAAUGUAUCGAUUGAUUGGGCGAAGUUGCAGAUUGACAGAAUCAGGCCUCAGCAUGGUCAAUUGGGAUCUGUUCAGAACGAUGAAACCUCCGUUCGGACAGAAGCAAUGGGAGGAAGAGUUCGAAAAGUACAAAGCGUAUCCCGAGUAUAAAUUGUCAGCUUCCACUUUGUUCCUUUUUGCGGAACUCUUCAUUUCAGCAAAUCAUCAAGCCAAGAAAUGACUCUGAACGAAUUCAAAUUCAUUUGGUCAAUGGAAUACGGUCAUCGGAUGUGGGGCCGUGCCAUCGGACUCGUCUUCCUCAUUCCGUGCGCCUACUUCUGGGCACGCGGACGAUUUGCGCCGGACAUGAAGAGACGGAUGGUACUAGCGACGUCACUUCUGCUCGCGCAAGGAGGAAUCGGCUGGUGGAUGGUCAAGUCGGGACUCGAUCCGUCGCAGAACUCGUCAGACGUGCCACGUGUCUCGCAGUACCGACUGGCGACUCACCUGACGAUGGCCUUCGUUCUUUAUUCGAUCUUCUACUGGAACGGUCUCUCUCAUCUCAUGAAACCACACGAUGUAGGACUCUAUUUUGUUUCCUAUAAAACUCUGUGUUUCCAGCUUACAUCAGUUCGCUCGAAACUCGGAGCUCUUCGCGGAAUGACGCACGGCUCCAAGUUGAUGGUCUUCUCCACCGCCAUAAUGGGCGCAUUCGUCGCCGGCCUCGACGCCGGACUUGUCUACAAUUCAUGGCCCAAGUUCGCAGAUUCGUGGAUCCCUGAGAACAUGCUGAGCCGGUCUCCCACGUGGAAAAACUUCUUCGAAAACGACGUUACUGUCCAAUUCGUGCAUAGAAACCUGGCGUAUCUGACGGUUAUCAGUGUGCUCUCCACAUUCCUCAUCGGCCGGCGUGCGCCCAUUCCGAGAAGGACACGAAUGGCUCUCAAUCUGACAGUGGCCGCAGUCUUCGGACAGGCCGCUCUCGGCGUAUUCACUCUGGUAACUCUGGAUCAUGCUACUUUUCUUGCAUUCUUUUCUUUUCAGAUCAACUACGUGCCCGUGUGGCUCGCCGCCUGUCAUCAGUCCGGUUCGAUGGCUCUCCUUUCCUCUGUUCUUUGGUUGAGUCACGAACUUCGCCGACUUCCCAAAUAG